Messenger RNA from Rhododendron vialii, 460 nucleotides. RefSeq lists its product as uncharacterized. NCBI's taxonomy places the organism in Eukaryota, Viridiplantae, Streptophyta, Magnoliopsida, Ericales, Ericaceae. The transcript has a single exon. The record is from RefSeq and is a predicted model, not a curated record. The coding region runs from base 85 to 342 and encodes 85 amino acids.
UUCAUCAAAUCAUAGAAGUAUAAAACUCCUCUCCUCAAAUAGACCAAGAACGACGGCGGCGACAACAACGACGAAAACAGCAAGAUGAGUUCAACAAGCAGAGCAUGGAUUGCGGCCACGUGCGUUGGGGCCGUGGAGGCGUUAAAAGAUCAGGGAUUCUGUAGGUGGAACUGUACCAUGAGGUCGAUACACCAGCAUGCCAAGACCAAUCUCCGGUUCUUCCCGCAGGCCAAUAAACUGUCUCCUUCGUCAUCGGCCAUGGUUUCGUGGGAGGAGAAGGCCGAAGAGGCGGAAGAGUCACUGAGGAAAGUUAUGUACUUGAGCUGUUGGGGUCCAAAUUGAGAUCAAUCAAUCUCUUUCAUAGCUCAAUUUUACUAUUUUUUCCAUUUUUUUUGAAUGUGACAUAUAAUGUAGCCGAUUCCAUGAAAUUGGAAUUAAGAAUGUAAAAAUUCCAUGGGUA